Messenger RNA from Homo sapiens (human), 13017 nucleotides. RefSeq names its product mediator complex subunit 13L (gene MED13L). Gene Ontology annotation, cellular component: mediator complex; nucleus. The transcript is spliced from 31 exons. NCBI's taxonomy places the organism in Eukaryota, Metazoa, Chordata, Mammalia, Primates, Hominidae. Bases 4097 to 10327 code for a protein of 2076 amino acids. Gene Ontology annotation, molecular function: transcription coregulator activity. Gene Ontology annotation, biological process: regulation of transcription by RNA polymerase II. The record is from RefSeq and is a predicted model, not a curated record.
GUUUAUGCUGCAUUAGGGUUCACUGAACUCUUUAGAUCAUAGGUUUAUUGAUUUCAUGAAACUUGGAGACAGUGUGGUCCUUAUUCUGAAAUUAUUUUUGUCCCCCUUCUCUCCUACAUUCUGAGACGUUAAUGGCGUGUAUGUUAGAUUGCCUGAUACUGUGCUGACUGCAGAAGUCACUUUGGCUUGUUUAUUAUGUUUUGUUUUACAAAUUAUUUGUUUUUCAGCUUGGAUAGUUAAUAUCGUAUGUUUUAAAGCCCUGACUUUUUUUUUUUUUUUUUUUUUUUUUUGGGUAGGUACUUAAUCUGCUGUUAAACCCACAGCGAAUUUUUCAUUUUAUAUUUUGCAUAUUUGAGCUGUGGAAAUUUUACUUAGUUAAAAAAAUCCCCCAUUUCUGUCCUUAUGUUUGUGUUUUUCUUUAAAUUCUUGACCAUAUUUAUAAUAGCUGCUUUAAUUGGCUUGUCUGUUAAUUUCAUCAUUACUUUCAUUUCUGGGUCUGUUUCUGUUAAGUGACUUUUCUUACAGUCAUGAGUCCCAUUUUUCUACUUUUUGAAUGUCUGGUAUUUUUUAUUGGUUGCUGGACAUUGUGAGUGUUGUUGAAAGUCUGGAUUUUAUUUCCUUCCUUUAAAGAGUUGAAUUUUGUAUUGGCUGGUAGUUAAGUUACUGGCAGUUAAUAAGAUCAGCCUAUUAUUAUUAGCAUACUUUUUUUCUGAGGCUUGAUUAUUAGCUUGGGUUAGAAUAGACUUUAUGCUAGCACUGGUUUCCUCCUUAUGAGGUAUGGUCAUUUUAUGGGCAUUAUUCAGUGCCCAAGGUGUUUAACAGUGUUUUUUCUCUCUGGCUGUUCAGAACUUGACUGCCUCCCAGCUUUAGGUGAACUCUUGGAGUGAUAGCUCCCAGUAGUUCUCUGCCUGACCUUGUUGAAUUUUACUGUUUGAAUGUGCAGCCUAGUACUUAGGAACAGUUUCAAAAGAGCCUCUAUCAGAUCUUUGGAGCUUUUUUCCUGAAUAUUCUUUCUGGUGAUCUGUCUCCACAAAUUCCAGCUGUCUUGGCCUUUGUAGGGCCCACCUCAUUUGUAUGCCUUCUCUCAGGGAGUCUAGCUCUGUACUCCCUGUUGUCUAGUGUCUGAAAACAGUAAUUUUAUAUAUUCUGUCCAGUUUUCUGGUUGUUUAUAGUUGGAGAACAAUUUGGUGCUUAUUUAUAUUUUAAAUGUCACAUUUGUCUGUGUAUGUUAUCCUAGCUCAGGUAUCAGCAGACUUUUUCUUAUAGAACCAGAGUAAUUGUUUCAGGCUCUGGGCCAUGUGGCCCCACUUGCAACUCUGUGGUUGUAGUUUGAAAGCAGCCACAGACAAUAUGCAAAUAAAUGGGACAGUUGUGUACUGAUAAAACUUUAUUUACAAAAACAGGUGGUUAGCCCCCAGACCACAGUUUGCUAGCCCUUGAGUUAGUUGACUGAAAUAGAAAUGAUAUUAGAAUUAUGAAAUCUUAUUGUUGGAUGGAAUCCUUGAGACUCUUAUUUCAGGUGUGAAAGGAACCCUUUAAGUCAUAUUGUUCAAUUAGCCCUUUGAUAUUUGAAGCCACUCUACAGUGUCCUAAUCUAGUAUUGACCAGCUUCUCCUUAACCCCCCAUAUCUAUGAUUAACUCUCAGUCAGGGAUUUAUUUCUAGAGGGAGCUCUCACUGUUGUUGUUGCUUUAAUCAUCAGUUUUUCCAUUUGGUUCUGUUGAUACCACUUGGGACUGUGCUGAGCAAAUGUAAUUAAUCUUCUACAUAUCAGCCUUCCAUAUAACAGAAGACUAAAUAACUUCAGAAUCAUUUUAACUAUGUAUUAAGUUCAUUCAGCUGUGUUAUUUUUAUCACAUGGCUUUAUUCUUCUAUUUUAUUCUUGUUGCCGUGUUAAUUUGCUUGAAAGGAUUGAAUGUGCGGCUAGAUAGCCUCUAGCCAUAUGACAUGUUUAGAUUUCCUCACCAGCCUAGUCUUUCAUCUCUUUAUUUGUUGCAUUUUACCUAUAUUCUUAAAGUAUGGAGCUAGGAGCUGAAAGCAGUACUGAAUAAUGACUGAUAAUUUAGAUCUGUUGAAUAGGAUCAAGAUUUCUUACCUUUAUUAAUGUAGCUUAAGAUGGCAGCUACUUUUAAAUAUCUACUUCACAUUGUUUAAUUGUAGUAAACUUAUUGUCAAAUAAAACCUCUGAGCCCUUAUACUUACGCUAUAAACCAACUUUUAAAAAAUCUUUAUACUUUUUAGUUAAUGUUGGUAAACUGAGCAGUGAAAAGAAAAUGACACUUGAGGAAAACAUUUAUGAAUCAGCACAUAUGCAUAUGUGUGUGUAUAUAUAUAUACGUUAGCAUCUUUUAUAUAUGACCUCAUUGUAUGGAGGAAUACCACAUUGUAUUUCUCAUAACAUGGAAAUAACCAGUCAGAUGGGAGGCCCAGUGUCUCGUCAGCAGCCCAUCUACACAGGGAAUCCUUGGCCAGCAACAUAGCUAUGGCUGAGAAGAAUUUGAGCAGAGCCAGAUGGGAUGGAGCAUGCAGCUAGAAAGAUGUCUCUGUCCAGCUGGGUUUUAAUAGUCUAAAAUGGAGAAAAGAAACAGUCAACAACAACACGUUAUUUUAACACAUGGUUAAAUAACCUUUUGGCUUUUGCAGCACAAUUUAUGGGAUAUUGUUCUUCAGUUUAGGAAUUUGUCUAGAAUAAGUCUAUAAAGUAGUAUAAGUGAGUUCUCAAUAUUAGUAGCUUUACAUUCUAUUACCCCAUUUUGAUUAAUUUUGUUUAAAUUUCCUUUUUUUUUUUAAAGCAGAGCUAUAUACUCUUACAGAAUUCAAUUAAAGAAUCAGAUAGGUCUACAAGGUUUAUAAGAACAGUAUUCUGCUCCUGCCCCUAUUUUACCUUCUUUAGAAGCAAACACUCACCCUCUUUUGUUGAUUAUCUUGGUUCUUACUUAAAUGUUUCUAAAUACUGAGGUCAUAGUUACUUUUAGAUUUUUCAAUUCUAUAUCUUCCACUAUCGAAGAGGAGGGUUUAACUCAUUCUUUCUGCCUCCUACAAAGCAGAUGCCCUUUUAAAAAUUUCCUCUCUCCCUCCCUCCCUUCCUUCCCUCCCCUCCUCUCCCCACUCCCCUCUUCUUCCCGCCUCCCCACCUCCCCACCUCCCUCCCCUCCUCUCCCCACCUCCCCACCUCCCUCCUCUCCCUCCCCUCCACACCUCGCUCCCUUCCCCUCCCCACCUCCCUCCCCUCCCCUCCUGUCCCUCCCUUCCCCACCUCCCUCCCCAGCCCGCCACCACCUCUAACUCCUUAGCUCAGGUGAUCCUUCUGCUUGAGCCUCCUGAGUAGCUGGGACUACAUAUGUGUGCCACAAUGCUUCAGCUGUGUCUGUCAGUCUGUAUAUAGAGACAAGGUCUUGCUGUCUUGCCCAGGCUGGUCUCAAAUAGGUCAAGUCGUCCUUCUGCCUUGGCCUCCUAAAGUGCUGGCAUUACAGACAUGAGCCACAGGGCCCAGCCUGCUUACUUUUCUAAAACUUAACUCAUCCCCACAGUUUUUGCCUAUUGUAUGAAACCCCUUUAAGACUCUCAGAUGUAUCAGGUGUUUUAUUAGUUUCACCUUCCUGAAGAAGUCUUUACGGACCUGUCAUAAUCUGGAUUGGUUGCCCUCUGCGCUGGUGUAUAGUUGGCAUCCUGGAGUCAUCAUUCGUUAUGAUUUUAGGGAUUUAUUUUAUUCCCUCUCAGGUCUGUUUCCUGAAUCUUCAGACUUCUUGGUGUAUUCCCUCCUUUUGGCUGAACUCACGGGAAUCAAAUGGCGUAGGUACAAUUUUGGAGGGCAUGGGGACUGUGGACCCAUAAUUUCAGCCCCAGCCCAAGAUGAUCCAAUUCUGUUAAGUUUCAUCCGCUGUCUGCAAGCUAACCUGCUUUGUGUAUGGCGUCGUGAUGUCAAACCAGAUUGCAAAGAGUUAUGGAUAUUCUGGUGGGGAGAUGAACCCAACCUAGUGGGUGUAAUACAUCAUGAACUGCAGGUUGUGGAAGAAGGACUCUGGGAAAAUGGCCUUUCCUAUGAAUGUAGGACGCUGCUCUUCAAAGCGAUCCACAAUCUGUUAGAAAGGUGCCUAAUGGAUAAGAACUUCGUUAGGAUUGGGAAAUGGUUUGUCCGACCCUACGAAAAGGAUGAAAAGCCAGUCAACAAAAGUGAGCAUUUGUCCUGUGCUUUCACAUUCUUUCUGCAUGGAGAAAGUAAUGUAUGCACAAGUGUGGAGAUUGCCCAGCACCAGCCAAUUUAUUUGAUCAAUGAGGAGCAUAUACACAUGGCUCAGUCUUCACCUGCACCAUUUCAAGUACUGGUAAGUCCUUAUGGCUUAAAUGGGACGCUAACAGGCCAAGCAUACAAGAUGUCAGACCCAGCCACUCGUAAGUUGAUUGAGGAAUGGCAGUAUUUCUACCCGAUGGUGCUAAAAAAGAAAGAAGAAUCGAAAGAGGAAGACGAGUUGGGAUAUGAUGAUGAUUUCCCUGUGGCAGUUGAAGUAAUUGUUGGUGGUGUUCGGAUGGUUUACCCUUCAGCAUUUGUUUUGAUCUCUCAGAAUGACAUCCCGGUUCCUCAGAGUGUUGCCAGUGCUGGAGGCCACAUUGCAGUUGGGCAGCAAGGGCUUGGUAGUGUGAAGGACCCAAGUAACUGUGGGAUGCCUCUGACCCCUCCCACCUCUCCAGAACAGGCUAUCCUAGGUGAGAGUGGAGGUAUGCAGAGUGCUGCCAGUCACCUGGUUUCCCAAGAUGGAGGGAUGAUAACGAUGCACAGUCCAAAGAGAUCGGGGAAGAUUCCUCCAAAACUCCACAAUCAUAUGGUCCAUCGAGUCUGGAAGGAAUGCAUCCUCAACAGAACCCAGUCCAAGAGGAGCCAAAUGUCAACUCCAACUCUUGAAGAAGAGCCUGCUAGCAAUCCUGCUACUUGGGAUUUUGUGGAUCCAACCCAAAGAGUCAGCUGUUCUUGUUCCAGGCAUAAGCUUUUAAAACGUUGUGCAGUCGGGCCCAAUCGACCUCCCACAGUAUCUCAACCAGGGUUCAGUGCAGGACCAUCAUCAUCUUCAUCUUUACCACCUCCUGCUUCUUCUAAGCACAAAACAGCAGAAAGACAGGAAAAAGGAGACAAGCUGCAAAAGAGACCCUUAAUACCAUUUCACCAUAGGCCCUCUGUGGCCGAAGAAUUAUGCAUGGAGCAAGAUACACCAGGACAGAAACUAGGGUUGGCAGGGAUAGACUCCUCCUUAGAGGUGUCUAGCAGUAGGAAAUAUGAUAAGCAAAUGGCCGUGCCUUCCAGAAAUACAAGCAAGCAAAUGAAUCUGAAUCCUAUGGAUUCACCUCAUUCCCCUAUAUCCCCUCUGCCACCAACACUCAGCCCUCAGCCACGAGGUCAGGAAACAGAGAGUUUGGACCCACCAUCGGUCCCUGUGAAUCCAGCCCUUUAUGGAAAUGGACUAGAACUCCAGCAGUUGUCUACUCUGGAUGACAGAACUGUCCUCGUAGGCCAAAGACUGCCUCUCAUGGCAGAGGUCAGCGAGACAGCCUUAUAUUGUGGGAUUAGGCCCUCGAACCCGGAGUCAUCAGAAAAGUGGUGGCAUAGUUAUCGUCUCCCACCCAGUGAUGAUGCUGAGUUCAGGCCUCCAGAGCUCCAGGGUGAGAGAUGUGAUGCCAAAAUGGAGGUAAACUCAGAGAGCACUGCAUUGCAAAGACUCUUAGCACAACCUAACAAACGGUUUAAAAUCUGGCAAGACAAACAGCCCCAGUUGCAGCCACUCCACUUCCUUGACCCAUUGCCUCUAUCACAACAACCUGGAGACAGUUUGGGAGAAGUGAAUGACCCAUAUACCUUUGAAGAUGGUGACAUAAAAUACAUCUUUACAGCCAACAAGAAAUGCAAACAAGGGACGGAGAAAGAUUCCCUGAAAAAGAAUAAGUCAGAGGAUGGAUUUGGUACCAAGGAUGUCACUACACCAGGUCAUUCCACGCCGGUGCCUGAUGGGAAAAAUGCCAUGUCUAUUUUCAGUUCUGCUACUAAAACAGAUGUCCGGCAGGAUAAUGCUGCUGGCAGAGCUGGCUCCAGUAGCCUUACACAGGUAACAGAUUUGGCACCUUCCCUGCAUGACUUAGACAACAUCUUUGAUAAUUCUGAUGACGACGAACUUGGGGCUGUAUCACCUGCUCUGCGCUCAUCAAAAAUGCCUGCAGUUGGGACAGAAGACCGACCUCUUGGGAAGGAUGGAAGAGCUGCUGUUCCUUAUCCACCAACAGUUGCAGACUUGCAAAGGAUGUUUCCCACUCCACCAUCUUUGGAACAGCAUCCUGCAUUUUCUCCUGUGAUGAAUUAUAAAGAUGGGAUCAGCUCAGAGACAGUGACAGCAUUAGGCAUGAUGGAGAGCCCUAUGGUCAGUAUGGUUUCAACACAACUCACAGAAUUCAAAAUGGAAGUGGAAGAUGGAUUAGGAAGUCCCAAGCCCGAGGAAAUUAAGGACUUUUCAUAUGUGCACAAAGUUCCAUCCUUUCAACCUUUUGUGGGAUCCUCCAUGUUUGCUCCACUGAAGAUGUUGCCGAGCCAUUGUUUGCUACCUCUGAAGAUACCUGAUGCCUGUCUGUUUCGGCCUUCAUGGGCAAUUCCUCCUAAAAUUGAACAACUGCCCAUGCCCCCUGCAGCCACUUUCAUUAGAGAUGGCUACAAUAACGUGCCUAGUGUUGGGAGCCUAGCAGAUCCAGACUAUCUGAACACACCACAGAUGAACACACCCGUGACGUUGAACAGCGCUGCCCCAGCCAGCAAUAGUGGGGCAGGAGUCCUACCAUCUCCAGCAACCCCUCGCUUCUCUGUCCCCACACCACGAACCCCCAGGACCCCAAGAACUCCCAGAGGUGGGGGCACUGCCAGUGGUCAAGGGUCUGUUAAGUAUGAUAGCACCGAUCAAGGAUCACCAGCCUCCACCCCCUCUACUACACGGCCCCUCAACUCUGUGGAGCCCGCCACCAUGCAGCCAAUUCCCGAAGCCCACAGCCUCUAUGUUACCCUGAUUCUCUCCGAUUCCGUGAUGAAUAUCUUUAAAGACAGAAACUUUGACAGCUGUUGCAUCUGUGCCUGCAACAUGAACAUCAAAGGGGCGGAUGUCGGGCUUUACAUCCCCGAUUCUUCCAAUGAGGACCAGUACCGCUGUACCUGUGGGUUUAGUGCGAUUAUGAACCGCAAACUUGGCUACAAUUCAGGACUCUUCCUUGAAGAUGAGUUGGAUAUUUUUGGGAAGAAUUCUGAUAUUGGUCAGGCUGCAGAGAGGCGCUUAAUGAUGUGUCAGUCCACCUUCCUUCCUCAGGUGGAAGGAACCAAAAAACCCCAGGAGCCACCCAUAAGCCUUCUCCUCCUCCUCCAGAAUCAACACACACAACCUUUUGCUUCACUGAAUUUCCUGGACUACAUUUCCUCUAACAAUCGCCAAACUCUUCCCUGUGUAAGCUGGAGUUAUGACCGGGUGCAAGCAGAUAAUAAUGAUUACUGGACGGAAUGCUUUAAUGCGUUGGAGCAGGGGCGGCAGUAUGUGGAUAACCCCACUGGUGGAAAAGUGGACGAAGCUCUGGUGAGAAGUGCCACUGUGCACUCUUGGCCUCACAGCAAUGUGCUGGACAUCAGCAUGCUCUCCUCCCAGGAUGUGGUUCGUAUGCUGUUGUCCCUGCAGCCCUUUCUCCAAGAUGCCAUCCAAAAGAAGCGCACGGGCAGGACCUGGGAGAACAUCCAGCAUGUGCAGGGACCACUCACUUGGCAGCAGUUCCAUAAAAUGGCAGGACGGGGAACCUACGGUUCGGAAGAAUCUCCUGAGCCGUUGCCCAUCCCCACUCUGCUGGUAGGCUAUGACAAGGAUUUCCUCACCAUCUCGCCAUUCUCCUUGCCGUUUUGGGAGAGGCUCUUGUUGGACCCAUAUGGGGGCCACCGUGAUGUUGCCUAUAUUGUGGUGUGUCCAGAAAAUGAGGCCUUGCUCGAAGGAGCCAAAACUUUCUUCAGGGACUUGAGUGCUGUAUACGAGAUGUGUAGGCUUGGGCAGCACAAGCCCAUCUGCAAAGUGCUACGUGACGGGAUCAUGCGCGUGGGAAAAACUGUGGCACAGAAGCUGACAGAUGAGCUUGUGAGUGAGUGGUUUAACCAGCCUUGGAGCGGCGAGGAGAAUGACAAUCAUUCCAGACUCAAACUUUAUGCGCAAGUUUGCCGCCAUCACCUAGCACCUUAUUUAGCCACUCUGCAGCUUGAUAGCAGCCUAUUGAUACCACCUAAAUACCAGACCCCACCAGCAGCAGCACAGGGACAAGCUACGCCAGGGAAUGCUGGGCCCUUAGCUCCAAAUGGAUCAGCAGCUCCCCCAGCUGGCAGUGCAUUUAAUCCCACCUCGAAUAGUAGUUCUACAAAUCCUGCAGCAAGUAGUUCUGCAUCUGGUUCCUCUGUGCCACCGGUCUCAUCGUCUGCCUCUGCUCCUGGUAUUAGCCAGAUAAGCACUACCUCUUCUUCAGGAUUCAGUGGUAGUGUUGGAGGGCAGAACCCCAGCACUGGGGGCAUUUCUGCGGAUAGAACGCAAGGGAACAUAGGCUGUGGUGGAGACACUGACCCUGGGCAGAGCUCUUCUCAGCCCUCACAGGAUGGACAAGAGAGUGUUACAGAAAGGGAGAGAAUAGGAAUUCCCACGGAGCCUGACUCUGCAGACAGCCAUGCCCACCCUCCAGCUGUUGUCAUUUACAUGGUGGACCCGUUCACGUAUGCUGCAGAGGAGGACUCCACUUCUGGGAACUUUUGGCUGUUGAGCUUGAUGCGCUGCUACACAGAAAUGCUGGAUAAUUUACCUGAGCAUAUGAGAAAUUCUUUCAUUCUCCAGAUUGUGCCUUGCCAGUACAUGCUGCAGACAAUGAAGGAUGAGCAAGUUUUCUACAUUCAAUACUUGAAGUCCAUGGCAUUUUCAGUGUACUGCCAGUGCAGGCGACCACUGCCUACACAGAUCCACAUUAAAUCCCUCACGGGAUUUGGGCCUGCAGCCAGCAUUGAGAUGACCCUCAAGAACCCUGAGCGGCCCAGCCCAAUCCAGCUUUACUCCCCUCCCUUUAUAUUGGCCCCAAUCAAAGACAAGCAGACAGAGCUGGGAGAGACGUUUGGUGAGGCGAGCCAGAAAUACAAUGUGCUCUUCGUGGGCUAUUGUCUGUCUCACGACCAGCGCUGGCUUUUGGCUUCCUGCACUGACCUCCAUGGGGAAUUAUUAGAGACCUGCGUUGUAAAUAUUGCUUUACCAAACAGGUCACGGAGGAGUAAAGUAUCUGCACGUAAAAUUGGACUACAGAAGUUAUGGGAGUGGUGCAUAGGGAUUGUCCAAAUGACAUCUCUACCCUGGAGAGUUGUAAUCGGGCGACUUGGGCGUCUUGGCCAUGGGGAGCUUAAAGAUUGGAGUAUCCUCCUUGGAGAAUGUUCACUACAGACAAUCAGCAAAAAGCUCAAGGAUGUGUGCCGGAUGUGUGGAAUCUCUGCCGCAGACUCUCCUUCUAUCCUUAGUGCCUGCCUGGUUGCCAUGGAGCCCCAGGGGUCCUUUGUAGUGAUGCCAGAUGCUGUCACAAUGGGCUCUGUUUUUGGCCGAAGUACUGCACUGAACAUGCAGUCAUCUCAGCUCAACACCCCUCAAGAUGCUUCUUGUACACACAUCUUGGUGUUCCCAACAUCAUCAACCAUCCAGGUGGCUCCAGCCAACUACCCCAAUGAAGAUGGGUUUAGCCCCAACAAUGAUGAUAUGUUUGUUGACCUUCCAUUCCCAGAUGAUAUGGACAAUGAUAUUGGCAUAUUAAUGACUGGGAACCUCCAUUCCUCUCCCAACUCUUCCCCAGUACCCUCCCCAGGCUCUCCUUCUGGAAUUGGUGUGGGCUCUCACUUCCAGCAUAGUCGGAGCCAGGGUGAGCGUCUUCUUUCUAGAGAAGCACCAGAGGAGCUAAAGCAGCAGCCCCUGGCCCUUGGGUAUUUUGUAUCAACUGCCAAAGCUGAGAAUCUUCCCCAGUGGUUUUGGUCAUCGUGUCCCCAGGCUCAAAACCAGUGCCCUCUCUUCUUAAAGGCUUCGCUGCAUCACCACAUUUCAGUAGCACAGACAGACGAACUUCUGCCUGCCAGGAAUUCUCAGCGGGUUCCACACCCUCUUGACUCCAAAACCACGUCGGAUGUUUUAAGGUUUGUUUUGGAGCAGUACAACGCUCUGUCCUGGCUCACGUGCAAUCCGGCCACCCAGGACCGUACUUCCUGCCUUCCCGUCCACUUUGUGGUGCUCACUCAGUUGUACAAUGCCAUCAUGAAUAUACUUUAAUUGGAAAAGCACUUGUUCUCUCUGGCUCAGUUCCUUCUCCCUGCAACCUCAGUCCAAGGAACCUGCUACACUCUGCAAAUAACCCACAUCCUUUUCUUCAGACCACUCUCCACAGUCCUGCACUGUGAUUCCUUCUCAGCAGGCACAUGUCAAUUCUGCAGUGUUCAUUACCAGAGUGACUCCUUGACACUUCUCUCAUGGACCUGGAAACUUCCAUAAGUGGUGACUUUCAGCCAGUGCGGUGGUGUGUGUAGCCCCAACCACUGGUCCCCAGGAAGUGGUGGUGGUUGAUGGCUUUUCAGCGGGAAACAGAAGAGACAGUGUCCUUUUGCACAAGAGUCUGUGUUUUCAGCCUCUGUAUACAAUUGAGGGCAGUCUAGCCCUUUGGAUGAAAUCCUCUUAGUUACUGGUGUAUGGCCUGUGGGUUACCUGAACUCCAUAAUCUGGGACUUUUUAAAAAUAAGAACCAGCUCAAGUACAUGGUUUCAUACUGGGGUUUCUGUCUCCCUAGUGUUCCCAUCCAGAUUAGCAUGAGUGCUUUGGUUGACUUCAAACCUGUGUGUCAAUGCAGAAGGUCUGGAGACAGCUUCAUUUUGUUUAUUUAUUUUAAUUUGUUUUGUCAUAUGGUUUUUGUGACUUUAUUUUUUUAAUUCACAAGGACCAGGUACAGUAGCUGAAACCCAAUUCAGAUCCACCAUAGGAUUCUUUGACUACAUACCUCUGUCCUAGAAGCCGGAAAAGGAGUAAAAACACAUUGGGGAGAUCAUGCCUAAAAGUAAUAUAUUCAAAACCACCCAGCAGUAGGUUUUGUUAACAACAAACUGGAUUUUAAAAGUUCUGCCAUGUUAAGUGGCCAGCAUUUCAUGAAGGAUAACAUUUUUAUACAGAAGGCAGUCAAGCUCAACUCAGAGCCAUGGAGGCAAGUACCUUAAUUAGUUUUAUAUAGUCACAACGGAAAUAUAUUUUCUAGUGAAUUCUUAUUGGAAGCCAGGUCUCUCCUCUCAUUAGAUCAAAAGGGACUUAUGUACAUACAACAAUUGAAAGUGUUUGCUCAUGAAAUCAGUUAUAAAUAUGGUGAAUUUUUUCUGGACCAUAGGAAUAUUAUUUCAAAGAAAUAUUACAACUUAACCAUUAAAUUAGUACUUGAAGUUGAGCCUUUGUGGUGGGACUUUUUAAAAAAAUGCCUUUUUAAAGCAUUAAUGGCUAAUUGAAGUAUUUUAUGACUCCUCAUUCCUGGCCCAGAGGGUUGUCUUUGAAACCCUGUUUCUAACCCUUGUGUUGUGUGUUUCUGUCUGAGGACAGUGGGUGUGUACUGGCCUCCCGGGAGCCACUGUGACCAGGCCUUUGAGCUCUUGUCAUCUGUGGAGAGAAUCAUGCAAAUUUUAAAAGUUCUUCCAAGAGACUUCCAUGUCCUGGUUAUUAACAAAAAAGGAAAAAUGUAAUAAUUGAUAUGAUUUUGUAAAAGUAUUUUUCUUGAAAUAAUCUAAAGUUUAAAACAUUAUAUUAAAAAAAAAGUUGUGUGGUGGGAAUGUGAAAGCAGAGAAAUAACUUGUAAAUGGAUAAUUUUGUUCUCUGUACCACCAGUUGAAGGGGGGGUUGACUUUCGCAAUGUAUAGGAUAAAAAAUCUGAUAUAUCAAACCAUUUGUAUCUAAUGUGUACAGUGUAAAAUUGACUUUAAAAAUAUUGCAGUGCUAUUUUUUCUUAAUCAGAAAGGAAAAUUCUCAAGGCCUUUUGAAGAGCAUAAGAAGAUGAAGAUUGUAAACUUGUAUAAAAUUAUCUUGGUGAGAAGACAAAUUGUAAAGUAGAUAUUUGUAAUCUUUUACCACUUUGGGGUUGCUUUUUUCCCGGAAUUCAUCAGAACUUUGAAUUUUUUUUUUAAAUGGGCUGUUUUUAAUGCAGGGGCUUUUCUUCCCUAGAAACCCAAUUCUAAGCAGAAAAAGAAAAAAAACACAAAAAAUAAAAAACCCCUACAAAAAAACUUUAAAAAAAAUGGCAGCAAAGGGUAGUUUUCAUCUGGUGUCUUUUAUUUAAGUUUUUUAAGUUAAGAAAAGCUGGUGACAUAUUUAUACGUUUUUGUGCAAAAAUAAAUGAAUGGCAAUAGAUUUUAAAAAAUCUUAUUAUGUACUUCUGUGUGAAAAAGUCUGUAUAAUAUUUCCCUUAAAUAUGCAUUAUUUUACUUGUGAGUUUUUUACUGAAUUAAUCUGAAAUGUACAAGCCCUGGAUUUGCUACAGAGUGAGAAGUUAUUUUAUUUUUUUUUAUUUUUAAUUUUGGAAAUUCUGCAGAAAUCAGAACUCUUACCAUGGUUUGAACAAAAAAAGGGGAAAUGGGGAGGGGAAAAGGGUGGGAUUGUCCAGCAUGCUUGUAUGUAUAUUUCAGAACCUUUUUUAAAUGUAAAAGCUGUACAUUUCUGGGAAGUUCUGAAUUUCUUUUGUUUCCUUUUUUCCUUCAAGCAUUUUGCAGUGAGCUUCUUUUAUAUAUAGCAAACAAUUUGAAAGAAUACAAAAAUAUGUGAAGUUCAUUUAAAAAAAUAACUACAGUAUAGCGCUGGUACAGUACACUAAAAGACUUUGAUAAAAAGAAACAAUAAUAAAAGGCCUCCAUUUUAAAUGUCAUUCAUAUAUACCUUGUGGAUGAGAGCUAUAUACUUUUACACACUUUUUUAGAGGAAUAAAUUAUUGAAUUACUGAA